Vigna umbellata (rice bean) is the source of this 1898-nucleotide messenger RNA. RefSeq names its product chloroplastic membrane metalloprotease (gene ARASP). The record is from RefSeq and is a predicted model, not a curated record. Gene Ontology annotation, molecular function: metalloendopeptidase activity; protein binding. Gene Ontology annotation, biological process: proteolysis. Gene Ontology annotation, cellular component: membrane. Lineage: Eukaryota; Viridiplantae; Streptophyta; Magnoliopsida; Fabales; Fabaceae.
AGACAUGUCCCUCACUUCACCUCCACAGGUCCAAAGCAAGAAAAAUAAAAUAAAAAAUAAAAAAUAACAUAAUGAAUUAUCCAACUCCACUUUCAAUGUUGUCCACCCUUCUCACACCCUGCAAGUGUUCAAAUUCACAGAAGCCAUGGUCGUAAACCUCUCUCCCUCUCCACUUUUACAUUCCAGUUCCAUUAUUAGAUUGGUCAAUUCCAAGUCACCCAUUUCAGAAUCUUGGCGCAGGCUCAAAACCCAUUUCCCAAAACCACUUCUUUCCCCUUCUUUUGCCUCCCCCAGCGUGAACUUCGCGUGCAAAAAGCAGUUUUUGCAUGGAAACAGCAGGAACAGGUUGGAUUUUAGGACUUUGUCUAUUGCUGGAUUUGACUAUGGGAACUUUGAGGGGCCUCAGUCUGUGCUUGAGGCUGCUGCAGUGUUGACAGCUAUCAUUGUUGUGCAUGAGAGUGGUCACUUUCUUGCUGCUUAUCUCCAAGGCAUCCAUGUGAGUAAGUUUGCUGUAGGGUUUGGUCCAAUUUUAGCGAAGUUUAAUGCCAAAAAUGUAGAAUAUUCCAUCAGGGCUUUUCCUCUAGGGGGCUUUGUGGGGUUCCCUGAUAAUGAUCCAGAGAGUGAUAUUCCUGUUGAUGAUGCGAACUUACUUAAGAACAGACCAAUAUUGGAUAGGGUGAUUGUUGUUUCAGCUGGUGUUGUUGCUAACAUAAUUUUUGCAUUUCUUAUUAUCUUUGCCCAAGUCCUGUCUGUUGGCUUGCCUGAGCAAGAGGUCUUUCCUGGGGUGAGUGUGCCUGAUGUUAGACCCUUUUCAGCUGCUUCCAGGGAUGGAUUGCUUGCCGGAGAUGUGAUCCUUGAGGUUAAUGGUAGUGAGUUUGCUAAACCAGGUCCUAGUGCAGUUUCUGAAGUUGUUGAGAUCAUCAAGAGGAACCCUAAGAGGUAUGUUUUGCUCAAGAUUAAAAGAGGGGGGCAGAAUUUUGAUGUAAAGGUCACCCCAGAUGAGAAUUAUGAUGGAACUGGGAAAAUUGGAGUGCAGCUGGCCCCUAACGUGAAAAUAGGUAAAGUUAAGCCAAAAAAUUUGGGGGAGGCGGUAGAGUUUACUUGGAAAGAGUUUUGGGGACUAUCAUCUAAUGUUUUAGAUGGGUUAAAACAAACAUUCUUAAACUUCUCACAGUCAGCUAGUAAGGUUUCAGGUCCUGUGGCCAUUAUUGCUGUUGGUGCUGAGGUGGCACGGUCGAAUAUCGAUGGUCUCUUCCAGUUUGCUGCAAUACUCAACAUUAACCUUGCGGUUAUAAACCUUCUUCCUUUGCCUGCUUUAGAUGGAGGCACAUUAGCACUGAUCCUCGUUGAGGCUGCCAGGGGUGGGAGAAAGUUACCAUUGGAAGUGGAGCAAACUAUUAUGUCUUCUGGAAUUAUGCUUGUUAUAAUUCUGGGGUUAUUCCUUAUUGUUCGUGAUACCCUGAACCUUGAAUUUAUCAAAGACUUGUUGUGAUUAUAGUGAAUUGUAGUUGGUAGUGAGCUUCAGAAAGUAUUUUUCGUGAUCCUCAUCUGCAAUGCUGUUGCACCAGUGUCUUAGCCAGUGCUAUAUCUGUAGAGGAGGUAAGGUAAGUUUCUUCCUCCAAGGAUGUUAUGUGAGAAGCAUCCCUUUGUUACCAAUUCAUUGAUCUGAUCCGGAUUGAAUUUGUGAUCCUGGAAUAUAAACUUACAAGUUACAAAUACUAGUUUUGAUUAAGAAUUUUAAUAUCUUCUCUCUCCUUGCAUUUUCUUUGUAAUUCAUGGAUCUUGAUAAUUUAUAGGUUACAACUUGAUAUGGAUUCCCGUUCCUCUGUAGAUUUCAUUGAUUUGACUAUGCUUCAAUGAAGCAUUAAUACAAAGCACAAUCUGUGCUUAAUUUUUUA